Molecule: messenger RNA, 2766 nt
Organism: Amborella trichopoda
Lineage: Eukaryota; Viridiplantae; Streptophyta; Magnoliopsida; Amborellales; Amborellaceae
Source: RefSeq, a predicted model, not a curated record
UUUGUCUUUAAAUUUUGUGCCUCGAAAAGAAACCCCUUAAAAACCUUGGCGCUUGCUGAAUCACUCCCUCUAGUGGUGGUUUUUCCAAAACCACUCUCCCCUGAUUCACAUGCAGAAGAAAACCGCCCUUUUGUCUCUCACCUCUGCGAAUCCAUGGCGGUUUUGCAGUUCAUGAUCUUCUGUCACAUGGGUCUUGAUCAUUGAUAUAAACUUUAAAAAGUGGGAAACAUUUUCAGGUGAAAGCUCCAUAGUGGUUUUCAAAAGCGGUUUGGGUUUUGACAAUGGUGGUUUCUCAGAGCUCCCUUUCUCUCUGAUUCCCAUGCACCUUGUCUAAAAAAACCCACUUUUCCUUUUCUGCUCUCUCUGCAAAAUCCAUGGCGGUUUCGCAGAAGCCCCAUUUGUAAAAUAAAAAAAAAACCCCAUCUUUUGUUCUGUUUCUGGUUUGCGCUUUGGGUUUCCCAAUAUCUGUUGGGAAAAUCAUGGUGGUAUUGGAGGUCCCUUUCAGUUUAUGGAUUUUGGGUUUUCACAAAGAAUACCAGGACGUUUAUUUCGAAUAAAAAAGAAAAAGGGGUUCUAAUGUUGAGUAGAAGAUCAAGCCAUGUAACCAGGUCUUCACUGCACUCCAUGACUUUGUGUCCAUAAGAGACAUUGGAAAGUAUGCUUAGAAAGAGAUCAAGGGCUGUAAGCAGCAAGCCAAACUUGAUGGCUGAUUAUGUUUCUGAUACAGCAUCUGUAACUGAGAAAUUCAAUAAGCCAUCUUCCUCUUCUUUUUUCGGUUCACCCAGGUUAUUCACAGGCUUUGGGACGAAGGGUUUCUCUGAAUCUGAUACAGCAACAAGCCCUACUUCCAUUCUUGAUAGCAAACCUUUCACUGGCUUUGGAAGCCAUUUUUGGCCCGAUACUAAACAGUUGUCGUCUCCAAGGUCAAAUUUUGAACAAAGACGAGCCUUGGAGAAGAUGGAUUCUAAAGGGAUUGGUCUUGGUAUAGUUGAUUCUCUCACUACUGAGAAUAAUGAUAAAGAUUCUAAGAAACCAGACGCUAGAAUGGUUGUCUUUGGUUCCCACCUCAAGAUUUCAAUUCCCCCUUAUGACCCCACUUUGGUUUCUCAGGCAAGCCCCCUAAAUUUGGCAGAUUCAUCGCCUUUUUUGAGCAAACCUCGCUUUGAUCCCUCAACUCCUGAUCUUUUUGGAGAAGCUCAAUUUGGUUGCCCUGAGAAUUCUAGAGAAACCCAAUUUGGGUAUUCGAAUUCUAGCUCCUCUGUUCCGUUUUCACCGAGUAACCAUUUUGGUCCUGCAAAUCCCACAAGUUCUAGUGAAACUGGAUUUAUGUUUUCGAAUUCCCUGCCCUUCUCGCCCAAGCAUAUCUUUUACUCCGUGGCUUCUGCCAAUUCUAGUGAAACCCAACUUGGUGGUUUGAACUCUCUGAGUUCUUCUCCUUUUUCGCAUGAAAACCCUGCAUAUUCUAGUGAAACGCGGUUUGGGAAAUCAAAUUCAAACAGUUCUUUGCCUUUAUCCCCACAAAAUGUGAUCAUUUCACCACGGCGCACUAAUUUUAGCGGAGCCCAGAUUGGGAAUUCAUCUGAAUCCACUGAAAGACCCAUUGUUCAUUCAACUUCAAAGGGUUCUUUGCUGUUUUCUCCUAAGAAUCUGGUUGACUCUGCUAGUUUUGUGAAUUCUAGUGGAACUGGGUUGGUUUAUUUGAAUUCCAAUGGUUCUCAAGGGAGCUCAUUUCAGUUAGAGAAGCGGGUGAUUGACUCGAAGGAUCGGGUUAACAGUAUGGAGGUUUCUUCACCUCUAUCUGUGGGGUCUCCUCGGGUUUUUACCGGGUGCCUUUCGGCUAGCGAGAUGGAACAAUCAGAAGAUUAUACUUGCAUAAUAUCUCAUGGACCCAAUUCAAGGACAACCCACAUAUUUGAUAACUGUGUUGUGGAGAGCCCCUUUGUUGGGUCUUUCUCUACGAAGAAGGAGAAUUGGGCCGUCUAUGAAAAUCAAUCGACUUACCCUUCCCACGAUUUUUUGAGUAUUUGCUUUGCCUGCAAAAAGAAGCUAGGCCAAGGGGAGGACAUCUUUAUGUACAGGUCUCUUUCUCUCUCUCUCUCUCUCCCCCCCCAAGUGUGCGUGCACGCGUGCACAUGCUUGGUCGGGUGCACUUCUAAGAGGCGAGAAGGCAUUUUGCAGUCGGGAAUGCCGUUCCCUGGAGAUGAUGUUUGAUGAAGGACCAGAGAAUUGCUUCUCAGAUUCCUCUGUCUCUUCAAACGCUGGUGUGUAGGCUUAGACCCCAUAAUACAAAUAAGAGUAAGCAAACUCAAAUUGUCUUCCUCUCGCUCUCUCUCUCUCACACACUCUGUCCUGGUUCCUGCAAAGAGCAAUGGGUAGCCAUGGAUGGUCUUCUGUUCAUAUUAGUUCUCCCGGACUUAAAAAAAGCCAGUCCUUGAUAUGAGGCACGCCUUUAAGAGACUUAAAACUCGUACAAUAUUUUCUUGGGCUUCCUAAUGGUGUAUGAAUUUGUCUGUAGAGCUGGUUCCUUACAAGUGAUGAUAGUGGUUGCUGUUGGUUUGUCCACAGUUUUUGGAUUAGUGUUUCAUGAUGUGUUUAUUGAAUGGGUCUUGCCAUGACAUAAAGCAGCGCGUCUUUUUGUACUCUUACCGGACUCGUGGCUUGGAUUUCUCCACAGUUUUUUUGGUUGGUAUUGAUGGUGUAUAAACUUUUGCUGUCCUUUCUCAUGAGAGAGAGAAGAAUCAUGAAUUUUGCAGUGUGGAUUAUGCA